AUGAGGAUUGAGACCCCCAGCUACUGGAAGAACAGAUGGUACCAUCCUACAAAAGAUUGGUACCAGCCCAUCACUGAUGCCCGGAGCAAAUCUGGACGCAACUUCUAUGAUGGGAUGCUCCAGUUGUCCAAAGAGGAAUGGGAGGAGAAGAUCAAGGCCAAUCUUGUCUACAAGAAGUUGCUGGCAGUACCAUUUGACCAUUUCGAUGCCGUGCGCUACAUUCCAGAUGGCCGAUUGGCAUCUGGCAUCAAUGCUGGUCCGACAUUCCCUUGCUUGUCUGGUGAGACCCCUUCUGGCCCUGUGUCUCUCCAGCGAUCUCGCUAG
Messenger RNA from Cryptococcus amylolentus CBS 6039, 324 nucleotides. RefSeq lists its product as hypothetical. The transcript is spliced from 2 exons. The coding region runs from base 1 to 324 and encodes 107 amino acids. NCBI's taxonomy places the organism in Eukaryota, Fungi, Basidiomycota, Tremellomycetes, Tremellales, Cryptococcaceae. The record is from RefSeq and is a predicted model, not a curated record.